Molecule: messenger RNA, 807 nt
Organism: Choloepus didactylus (southern two-toed sloth)
Lineage: Eukaryota; Metazoa; Chordata; Mammalia; Pilosa; Megalonychidae
Gene: BLOC1S2
Product: biogenesis of lysosomal organelles complex 1 subunit 2
Exons: 4
Coding region: 65-364 (99 amino acids)
Biological process (GO): endosomal transport; lysosome localization
Cellular component (GO): gamma-tubulin complex; BLOC-1 complex; BORC complex
Molecular function (GO): gamma-tubulin binding
Source: RefSeq, a predicted model, not a curated record
CGUGGAGACAGCUGAGGAAGCCAAGGAGCCCGCUGAGGCUGACAUCAAUGAGCUCUGCCGGGACAUGUUCUCCAAAAUGGCCACUUACCUAACUGGGGAACUGACGGCCACCAGCGAAGAUUAUAAGCUCCUGGAAAAUAUGAAUAAACUAACCAGCUUGAAGUACCUUGAAAUGAAAGAUAUUGCUAUAAACAUUAGUAGAAACUUAAAGGACUUAAACCAGAAGUAUGCUGGACUGCAGCCUUAUCUGGAUCAGAUCAAUAUAAUUGAAGAGCAGGUAGCGGCUCUUGAGCAGGCAGCCUACAAGUUGGAUGCAUAUUCAAAAAAAUUGGAAGCCAAGUACAAGAAGCUGGAAAAGCGAUGAAAAAAAUUAUUCCUAUGGGAGAAAGUCUUUUUUAAUGUGGAAGAAUGUUUUAUAAGACCCAAAUCCUGAGGCUGAUGGAAUUGUCAGAACUCAAAAGGAACAAUGCUGGUUGUCCCAGGAAUAUCCUAACAUUGGAGUAAACUGGAGAACUAUGCUUAUUUUUGAACCGCCUUUGAGGCAGUAUCUCUCAGAAACUCAUAACUCUCUGCCUUCUACUUGAAUGCUUCACCAACCAUUCAGGCCAAGGCUCUCAAAGUUCAGAAUAAACAACCUGGGCUUGGUAGUAGAGUCAAAUGAGAAGAACUAUUUUUUACUGGUACUGGUUUGAUUACUUCAUUAUUUCCUUUAAAUGACUGGUCUUAAGUUGCUGUGUAAAUGAUUUUUUUUGCUGUCAGUGAUGCUAAUGUAUUAAGACUCUAAAUUAAAAAACAAAUUUGGCCUUA